ACAAGUUCAAUUAAAACACACAAAGGAGAGAGAAAUCUGGCUGCCUGAAAAAAAAAAUAUGGAAGAAAUCUGAUCACUUUCCCCACUUUUCUGGUCAGACCGAUCGAGAGGUUUCAACCCACCACCACAGGAUUUUGAAGAAAAAGAGCUGAAGACACCAUUUGCAUCAUCCUCUUUUUUCAGUUGCAUCCAUGGACACUGCUCAAUGGCCACAGGAGAUUGUGGUGAAACCAAUAGAAGAGAUACUCACCAACAGUAAUUGUCCAAAGCCUGAAGCUUUAGAGAGGAAAGCAAGGCCUCAGAAAGAACAAGCUAUCAACUGUCCAAGGUGCAAUUCAACAAACACCAAAUUCUGCUACUACAACAAUUACAGCCUCACACAGCCAAGAUAUUUCUGCAAAACAUGUAGAAGGUAUUGGACUGAAGGUGGGUCUCUCAGAAACAUUCCUGUUGGAGGCGGCUCAAGGAAGAACAAGAGGCAGUCAUCAUCUUCCUCCUCCUCCUCAAAAAAGCUUCCUGAUCUUAAGAUCCAUGAGGGUACUCAAGAUCUCAAUUUGGCUUUCCCAGCCACUCAAGAUUUCAGAACUAUCUCUGAAAACAGCAACAAGAACCCAAUUCCUGCUACUUCUUCAACUACUACUACUACUCCUACUACUACUACAACUACAUCUCAGCUUUCAGCUUUGGAGCUUCUCACAGGACUUACCUCAAGAGGUUUCAAUUCUUUCAUGCCGAUGCCAGUUCCUGCAGAUCCAAGCUCAGUUUACACAUCUGGGUUUCCCCUGCAGGAUUUCAAGCCAUCCUUGAAUUUCUCUCUGGAUGGGCUAGGAAGUGGAUAUGGGAAUUUCCAGAGUGUUGUUCAAGAGAAUAGUGGGAGGCUUUUAUUUCCAUUUGAAGAUUUGAAACAAGUCUCAAGCACUACAAGUGGUAUUGAGCAAAGCAAAGAGCACGGAGAUUCAGCUGGGUAUUGGACUGGGAUGUUAGGUGGAGGAUCAUGGUAAAGAAGAUGAAAGAUAAUUAAUCUGGGUCUAUGUUUUGUUUUUUCUUUUUCUUUUUUUCCUUUUCUUUUUCAAUUAUGGGUUUUAGGAUGUGGGUUACUUGUUUGGAUUUCUUCAUAACUAACAGAUAGGAUACCUGGCGGGUUUCUUUCUCUCCUUUGGCUUUUCUAUUUGCCUUCUAAUCAUCUUGUUUACUCUUUGAGCAUGGUGGGAAUUUUGAAGCUUCUUUUAGGUUGGCUUCAGGAAAGGGUGAUAUGAUAUGAGAUACUUUAUAAGGAUAGAGGAAGGGAUCAAGACAUGCCCAGAAAUUUUUUUAGGGUUAACAAGUAGAGAAGGGAAUGCACCAUCACCAUGCCCUUUAUUUCAUGUAAUUUCUUCUGUCACAAAAUCAAGAGCAGAUCGAAGGGCAUCCCACUAUUGUUAUGUGUCACAUUAAUUGGCUUGGGACAAAAAAGAAUGUAUAAUGUGCAAGUUUUUCAUCCAAAAACUAUGUAAAUUUGCAAGUCUGUAAGGAGUUUCUUGAAUGAAAAAAGCCUCUGUUUAUAUAUUUAUAUA
Alnus glutinosa is the source of this 1553-nucleotide messenger RNA. RefSeq names its product dof zinc finger protein DOF4.6. The record is from RefSeq and is a predicted model, not a curated record. NCBI's taxonomy places the organism in Eukaryota, Viridiplantae, Streptophyta, Magnoliopsida, Fagales, Betulaceae. Bases 192 to 1001 code for a protein of 269 amino acids. Gene Ontology annotation, biological process: regulation of DNA-templated transcription. Gene Ontology annotation, molecular function: DNA-binding transcription factor activity; DNA binding. The transcript is spliced from 3 exons.